AUGUGGUUGAAAGAAAAUGAUGCAGCUGACAGUGCUCUUGAGGCCGGCUGGGAUAUCCCUGUUGUUUCAACUCUGCAGCAAGCUUUGGAGGCAACCGUUGAGCACUCCGGGAGCUCUGAGAGAACCUCCAUUGAUAACGAGACCUUGACCGCCACUGCCAAUGACACGUCGGUUAUCAUCGUCACAGCUGGCGGAGAUUUCAAUCUCACGGAUGAUAUCAUUGUGAAACACGGGUUUUCGACCAACCUCUGGGAGGCUAGCUUUUGGGGUAUGAACACCGCAGUGAACAUUCAGAACACAUCUGUCUCGUACAUCACCGAUAUCAAUGUCACAACCCACAACGGCGCCGGCAACAUCUACGCCUAUGGAUCUGAAACAGUCGUGCACGUCGAUGGAGCGUGGCUUCAUAGCUCUGGUGCAGCUGCGCAUGGACUCAUGCAUCUGGUAACGGAACGAUUAUUGCGACCGGUGUGCGUCAUUAUUCUGGGGGAAGCUGCUGCUCGUCCUUCGCUGGUGAUAUACACCGUCCGCAACCCCCUCAUGAUAUGA
Penicillium subrubescens is the source of this 549-nucleotide messenger RNA. RefSeq lists its product as uncharacterized. Bases 1 to 549 code for a protein of 182 amino acids. The record is from RefSeq and is a predicted model, not a curated record. Lineage: Eukaryota; Fungi; Ascomycota; Eurotiomycetes; Eurotiales; Aspergillaceae. The transcript has a single exon.